This is a messenger RNA of Strongylocentrotus purpuratus (purple sea urchin), 2637 nucleotides long. RefSeq lists its product as uncharacterized. The record is from RefSeq and is a predicted model, not a curated record. The transcript is spliced from 5 exons. Bases 83 to 2341 code for a protein of 752 amino acids. NCBI's taxonomy places the organism in Eukaryota, Metazoa, Echinodermata, Echinoidea, Camarodonta, Strongylocentrotidae.
CAAUCUAUUUAUUUAAUCAUCUAUUUUGGUGCGGGUGGUUGUUAUCGUGCAAGAAGCCUAAAACAAAGAAUCGCUACUUGUGAUGAUUAUUUCUGAUGAUUUGUCCUUUCUUUAUAUAUGUAGAUGUCUCUUUAUUUUUGUUUUUACUUUUCUUAUGUCCGAUUACUUUCUUUUAGCUUUGCGUGUAGAUGAUGAAAGGCUGGCACCGAUUGUCACUGUAUUCAACAAAUUAAAAAAUAAGCUAACAGAAGAUGGUUAUCGUCAAGCCGUGGGUCUCUUACUGCAAUACAACGCAUCAAAGAAUACCGAGAAACUCUACGAUAACAUCCUCGUUGAAAAUCGAUUACUACAUAUCCUAAGAGAAUACGACAGCCUCCGAUUCGAAUUGUUAGAUGUCUUACAUGAUAUGGAAAACAAUGACGAUCACAUUUUGAAUGCUAUACAACACAAUAGGAUUAUAAAAGAAUCAAUAAAUAAUGAAGGUGUAAGAAAAGAUGACAUGCAGACGGGUAAUCACUUGCUCUGCUCAUCAUCAAAUACCUAUGACGUUGCAGUGCAUGUCAGCGAGGACGACACAAAAGAAUGUCCAUCCCUAGAGUUUGGCCUAAGCAGACAACUGUAUCAGAAGGUCCCGACAUCACUUCAUCAUUCGAACGUUGCAGACUCGUCAGCAUCUGAAGAAGAGAUGCGAGACGUUGCUCCCUCAGACGAACCAAAGAAAGAGGUGUUAAUAGUUGAACACUUUGACGAGCCAACUGAAACAUUAGGUGUCAACGACAGAAGCGACAAAAGCAGCACCAACGCGACGAAAAUGGUUUCUGCUAAAAGAGGCAGCAGCAAGCGUAAAGCGUUAAGCCGUGACGUGUCUGGUGAUGAAAGUGCUGAGGAAAUUAGUAUCGGAGAGACGGGGGUAGAUGAAUCAGGUUCUAUUGGGGAAAGUGUUAUAAUGAGGCGUGAGAGCGAGAUGGGAGGUAGAAGUAGGAAACGCACGCGGCGCCUCGGAGCGCGGGAGGAUGAUAUGAUGCUCAAGAAAGUCGGAAGUCACUGCAUCGUAAUAGGGGUUAAAGAACAUGCGAUGACGACCGAUAGUAGUGAUAACAACACACAGAGCGAGACAGAGACCAUGGGUAGCGAGCCCAAAACCAGUCAGGAGGAUGACGAGGAGGGUGUUCUCGUCAUUGAUGAAAAGAAGCCGUCAUCAUCGUUGAAAUCAAAGAAGAAGAAGAGACACCGAUCGGGAAAACCGGCUGCGAAUCUUGUGAAAGUGAGCGCCUUGUGCAGGGGAGCAUCGAUGCUGCAGAAAUGCGAAAUGCGCAACAAGACAGGGGAGAGAAUGGAAGAAGAUAGACCACAAGCGGUGCUGGAAAGAGGGAUUCGUAUAGCACGCAGUCAGAAUAAUAACACUAAUAACUCGUGUAGUGCGUCGGAGGUUUCCGACGAAGAUGUUCUAAACACUUACCCCGAUGUCCACCCACGUUCUGAGGAUUCAUCUUUCGAUAAGUUGAUCCGAUGUAAGUCAGAUGAUGAGAGAACGGUUCUUGACAUUCUUAGCUUGGCUGAUUCCCAGAAUCACAGAUCGGAGAAACACGCAAGUCCAGGUUCCAAUCAACAAAAUAAACAGCUCACUCGGUAUCAUCCGAUGCACUCAUGUCCUGACAGGUCUACAAGUAUCAUGCCAUUUACAAGUUAUUUAGGUCUCCAACCAUGUGGAUUAGAAGGCAAUAUUUUGUUUCCUAUACAAGAUGACACCUAUCGCCUUCUCAAGGAAGACAACAGUGAAAUGAGAUCUGCCUACAAUUCAGUCAAAUCGCGGCAGGGAUCAUCCCUUGUUGCGCCAAGAAAGCAGUCCAAGUCAACUCACCCGAAGUACAAUCCGAACUUUCCGUUCUCUACAACUGCAUUCUCUGCUAUGUCCUCAAUUGCAGAAGCGACCACUUUCGAAGGAAGCGACUACCUGCACAGCCAAGAGUCGAGCCAAGAUGAGAUCCUUGAAAACUCAGGAUGGGAAACUACAGCAUCUAGCCAAGAUAGCCGCUGUCUGGAGCGGGAGAGGGUGUACGGACUAGGAACCUUUGCUCAGGAUGACACCGAUGACAUUUCCUUCUUCAAUCGUCUUCUCAGAUCCCCAAGUCCACCCAGCUUUGGUGGAAAUAGUGACCUCUUGGGCAAGAAAAAAAGGCAUCGCCACAAGCCCAAGAAAGAGCGCAAACCCAGGAAGCCAAGAAGGAGUAGGAGAUUGAGAGGUAAACAUUCACAGGACGGUGACGGCGGCACCAAUGAUACUCUCCCAAAUAAUACUAACAAGGGAGUCACUGGAAGAGCGUGCACCUGUUGCUCGUAAUAAAGGCUUCUGAUGAUGACAUGGUUAACGGGGAGACUAAAUUUCAAGUAGGUCAACGCCACACGGGUUACUGAUUCCAAUAGAUCUUUAUUUCAAUAUCAAGUAACAUGAUCUGUCAUUCGAGACAACAUGAAAUAAGCUGAACUUGGGACAUUGUGGAAAAGAAAAUGAGAAUAAGAGAGAGAGAGAGGGAAGGGGAUAGAAAGUGAUUCUAAGAGAGGGGGAGCGAAGUGGUACUAACAGAGAGAGAGAGAGGAAGAGAGAGAGAGAGAGAGAGAGAGAGAAGGGGGAAGGAA